AUGUCCCAUAAUUUUUUUAUAAUAUGUGCUAAUAGUUUAUAUUGUUUACGAGAAACAAAUAAAUAUGAUAAAACAACAUCACAUUUUGAUAUUCUUAUUCAAAUAGUUCUAUCAUUAUCAGGUUCACCAUUACAAUUAACAAUAAUUUUUGUUUAUAUUGUUAAAAUGACUUCAUUAACAAUUUCGACUGUUGUCAAAAGUGAUUAUAAUACAGUUAGCGAUCUUUACGAAAAUUAUUUAUUGUCGGAAGGAAAUAUUGCUACUAAACAAGAAUAUGCUCUAAAAUUUCAAGAAGAAUUAGCAAAGCAUAAUACUGCAGAAGAAAGUGUUCUUUAUCCAGCAUUUGAACAAUAUCUUGGUUCAGAAGGAAAAAAAAUAGCUGAUCAAGAUCGAAAAGAACUUCAGACAGUUAAACAACUUUUGUCUCAACUUGUAUCAAUAUCUGUAUCUGAUCCACAACAUUGUGUUAUAUUUGAUAAACUUAUGACUAAAUUAAAUGAACAUGUGAAACGUGAAGAAACAAAUGAUUUACCUAAAUUUGAAAACGCCAAAACACCUGAUUUAAGUGCAUCAUUGGCUUAUUCAUUUCGACAAGCAAAAUUAUCCAUACCUGUCUAG
Rotaria sordida is the source of this 618-nucleotide messenger RNA. The record is from the annotation of a GenBank genome assembly. Lineage: Eukaryota; Metazoa; Rotifera; Eurotatoria; Philodinida; Philodinidae.